Nymphaea colorata (pocket water lily) is the source of this 2523-nucleotide messenger RNA. RefSeq lists its product as uncharacterized. Gene Ontology annotation, cellular component: transcription factor TFIIA complex. NCBI's taxonomy places the organism in Eukaryota, Viridiplantae, Streptophyta, Magnoliopsida, Nymphaeales, Nymphaeaceae. The transcript is spliced from 11 exons. The record is from RefSeq and is a predicted model, not a curated record. The coding region runs from base 220 to 1446 and encodes 408 amino acids. Gene Ontology annotation, biological process: transcription by RNA polymerase II; transcription initiation at RNA polymerase II promoter.
GAGAGGAGGGACGGACGCAAACCUAUUUAUAUUCUCCAGUUUAUAGUCUCUCUACCUUUGUCUCCCACCCUGUGGAACCCUAGCUCGGUCUGUCUCGAGCUUUCUGGUGGUUGGCAUUCCUUCCGGUUGUACUCUCGAAGAUCAGAACUUUGGAUGCCGACAGUCUGAUUUUGCCGUCGGACAUCCUGUUUGGUCCCUGUUCUUACCUUGGUUCGCGGAAUGGCGACGAGCGUCUCCGCUGUCUACCUCCAUGUCGUGGAUUCAGUGGUGAGCAAGCUUCGCGAGGAAUUCCUCAACGAGGGCGUUGACGACGGCGUCCUUUCGGAGCUACAGGCGUUAUGGGAGCUAAAAAUGAUGCAAUGUGGAGCAAUACAGGGUUCUCUAGAACGUAACAAUACUCCCAGAUCUGCUGGUCCAAUUACUCCAGUCCAUGAUUUAAAUGUGCCAUAUGAAGGGACAGAAGAAUAUGAAACUCCAACAGCUGAGAUGCUGUUUCCUCCUACACCUUUGCAAACUCCAAUACAGACCCCUUUGCCUGUGGAUCCUGUUGCAUAUCAGUACUUUCCUGCAGGUCCUAGUGAUUUUGUUCCCAUACCUGAUACAGGUGCAGGGUCUAAUACAGAAGUCAAGGGAGGCAGGCCUGCUUCUUACAUGCAACCACCUUCUCCCUGGAUGAAUCAAAGACCACUAGGGGUUGAUGUUAAUAUUGCAUAUGAGGAGGGGAGGGAAGAAGAAGGCGGAACAACCUCGCAGGGACCUGCGACAAAGGACUUCUUUACAAUGACUUCUGGCAAACGGAAGCGUGAUGAUUAUGCAGCAGCACAUUUUAUACCAGGUGGAUACAUACCUCAGCAAGAUGGUUCUGCAGAUUUUCGACCUUCUGGUCCUGAAAAUGUUUUGACAAGAGAUGUCCCUCCAAAAGGGGGGAGUCACAAUCAUGUCUCUGACAUGUUAAGGCUAGAACACAGGAUGCAUGCUGACGCCACAAUUGCUUCUUUACUCAAAGCCAAACAAGCUUUUGCUUCUAUCCCACAAAAUGAUGGUUUGCAUGAUAUUUAUGAAGAUGAUGUUGCUAAUGAAGAUUAUAAUGCUCCAUACUAUGAUCCUUUAAGCCCUCAAAAUGUUGCUACCCCUAAACCAGCCAAAACUGAAGCAGCCGAUGAUGAGGAACCACCUCUUAAUGAAGAUGAUGAUGAUGAUGAUGAUUUGGAUGAUCUUGAUCAAGGAGAUGAAGAACCUAGCAUAAAUCAUUUGGUCUUAGCACAAUUUGAAAAGGUGAACAGAACUAAGAGCAGAUGGAAAUGUAUACUUAAAGAUGGCAUAAUGCGCUUGAAUAAUAAGGACAUCCUCUUCACUAAGCUGUCAGGAACAUGUAGCCUCUGGUGGUGGGGUCUUUGGAAACUCUCUGCACAUGUGACAAGCAUGUCCAAAAUGCUGAAGCCUUAGGUUUUUGGAAUAUAAGGCAGAUAUACAGACCACUUGUGAAGGAUACUCCCCAUAGAGUGGGGGACCUGCCUCCUGGUAGCCUAGAAACCUAUUCAAAUUUACUUAGGAACGCAUUGUCUUACCCGUCUGUGAGAAUACUUGAUGCCAUUGAUAGAGAAAUAGGCUGUUAUCCACACCUGGUUGCGUAGGUAUUUCCUGCAUCAACCAUGGCAGGUAUUAGCUGAAAGGUUGAGUAUAUUGUGUUCCUCCUUGGUUGAUCUAUUUAUAGGACCUGGCUUAGCUUUAGAUCUGGCUCAUAUGAGUCCUGCAAAAGCCAGCUUAAAUCAAGCUGAAGUGAAAUAAUUGAGAUUUCUGCAUGGAACAUAUGCAAAAUCCAUGUUCUUGAAAAACUGUAUCAUGUUCCUUUUUGUAACAUGCUUCACUUUAAUUUUAUGUACUUUUAUCUGGCGGAGCUGAGCUCUGCAUAUCAUCUUUAGUCCUAUGAUUCGCGGGCUGGUUAUGGCUCUGCUUUUUAUCUGUUACGUAUGGGUUCAGUUACAGCUGAUUCGAGCUUUCUGGAUUAAUCAUAGUCCUGUGAUGAAUUACUCGUGUCCAAAGUAAGUUCACAAGAGGUUUUGGUUGCAGAGGUUUUAAAUGCAAGAAUAGCGUAAAUUAGCAGAAGGCCCAGACGUAGUUGUAUUAUCUUUCAUGCUAUGGGUUAAAAAUGUUUUUGCAAAGUUGGCCUUUAAUCAAUUAGCGUUGAAAUUUGUUACUGUAAUGGAGUAGCAUAUUCCCCUUGUGUGAGUUAUGGACGGUUUGUAGGGAGCCUAACCCCCAGCGAUAUUUUUAUUGGAAUUAUAGACAAUUUGUACAAUGACUUGUAUCUAUGAUUAGCAUAUUCAUGCAUUUUUUGAAGGAAAAUAAUUUUUUUAGUUUUUUACCAUCUCGUGUACACAGACUUUCGUUUAUUAUAUACCGCUUGCUAUGAUGGCCCACUUUUGUAGGAGAAAAAAUGGCUUUCCAUGAGACUGGGACGUGGAUGUAAUUGUUGUAUUCUCCACUUAAUCUCCAUUGCAAAUGGCUCUUCUCGAACUUUGU